Molecule: messenger RNA, 2860 nt
Organism: Populus trichocarpa (black cottonwood)
Lineage: Eukaryota; Viridiplantae; Streptophyta; Magnoliopsida; Malpighiales; Salicaceae
Product: probable 1-deoxy-D-xylulose-5-phosphate synthase, chloroplastic
Exons: 10
Coding region: 331-2496 (721 amino acids)
Biological process (GO): chlorophyll biosynthetic process; terpenoid biosynthetic process
Cellular component (GO): chloroplast
Molecular function (GO): 1-deoxy-D-xylulose-5-phosphate synthase activity
Source: RefSeq, a predicted model, not a curated record
UCCAUGGAGAAGGCUCGACACAGACACUGUAAUGCUGCUGGUAACUGGUAAAGACUAUAUAUACAUCAGCCAAAAUUACCACCUCUUCACUUGCAGACCUCUCUGUCUCUGUCUCUCUCUCUCUCUCUCUCUGUGUCUCUUCCAACUUCCGUUAUUAACAGACAGCCACAGACCCUCCUCCCUCCAUUAUUUAACUAAUUCGCCACUACCACCGAACAUUCAUUAGUGGGGAAUUUCUCUCGGUGACAAGUUCUUCUUCUUCUUCUACACUGUUUCUGUUUCUUGGUUCUCUGUGUUUAAGCACUCUUCUUUGUUUUUCUCGCAUCUCCUAUGGCUCUCUCUGCAUUUUCUUUGCCUGCUCAUGUCAAUAGUGUCACAAGUUUAGACCACCUUCAAAAUUAUAGUUUUUUAUCUUCUCAUUUCUUAUGGAGAACAGAUCUGCUGUGCCAAUCUUUUAAAAAGAUCAAUCAGGUACAUGUCAAGAAAAGGCCAAAUGGGGUUUGUGCAUCACUAUCAGAGAGCGGAGAGUUUCCUUCACAGAGGCCACCAACACCUCUCUUGGACACCGUAAACUAUCCAAUUCAUAUGAAAAAUCUAUCUAUCAAGGAGCUAAAACAACUAGCAGAGGAGCUGCGGUCCGACGUUAUCUUCAAUGUUUCGAAAACUGGGGGUCACUUAGGCUCUAGCCUCGGUGUUGUGGAGCUCACCGUGGCUCUUCACUAUGUUUUCAAUAGCCCUCAAGACAAGAUACUGUGGGAUGUUGGCCAUCAGGCUUACCCUCACAAGAUUCUAACUGGGAGAAGAGACAAGAUGCAUACAAUAAGACAGACCAAUGGAUUGGCUGGUUUUACAAAGCGAUCGGAGAGUGAAUAUGAUUGUUUUGGCACAGGUCACAGCUCUACCACCAUUUCUGCUGGCUUGGGAAUGGCUGUGGGGAGAGAUCUAAAAGGAAGAGCGAACAAUGUGGUUGCUGUUAUAGGUGAUGGUGCCAUGACAGCAGGACAAGCUUAUGAAGCUAUGAACAAUGCAGGGUACCUAGACUCUGAUAUGAUCGUUAUUCUUAAUGACAACAAACAGGUUUCUUUACCAACUGCCAAUUUAGAUGGGCCAAUACCACCUGUCGGAGCCUUGAGCAGUGCUCUCAGUAGGCUGCAAUCAAACAGGCCUCUCAGAGAACUAAGAGAGGUUGCUAAGGGAGUUACAAAACAAAUUGGUGGACCGAUGCAUGAAUUGGCAGCAAAGGUUGACGAAUAUGCUCGUGGAAUGAUCAGUGGUUCUGGAUCAACCCUCUUUGAAGAGCUUGGUCUCUAUUAUAUUGGUCCGGUGGACGGGCACAAUAUUGAUGAUCUUAUUGCCAUUCUCAAAGAGGUGAAGAGUACCAAAACAACAGGUCCUGUCCUAAUCCAUGUUGUCACCGAGAAAGGUCGGGGGUAUCCAUAUGCUGAGAGAGCUGCGGACAAGUACCACGGAGUGAACAAGUUUGAUCCCGCAACUGGAAAGCAGUCCAAGGCAAGUGCUAGCACACAGUCUUACACAACAUAUUUUGCAGAGGCUUUGAUUGCAGAAGCUGAGGCGGAUAAAGAUGUUGUUGCAAUUCAUGCUGCAAUGGGAGGAGGGACAGGCUUAAAUCUCUUCCUUCGCCGUUUUCCGACAAGAUGUUUUGAUGUGGGGAUCGCAGAACAGCAUGCUGUUACUUUUGCUGCGGGACUUGCCUGUGAAGGUCUUAAACCUUUUUGCGCAAUCUACUCGUCUUUCUUGCAGAGGGCUUAUGACCAGGUGGUACAUGAUGUUGAUUUGCAGAAACUUCCAGUAAGAUUCGCAAUGGACAGAGCUGGGUUGGUGGGAGCAGAUGGUCCCACACAUUGUGGAGCUUUUGAUGUCACUUAUAUGGCAUGCCUCCCUAACAUGGUUGUUAUGGCUCCUUCUGAUGAGGCAGAGCUUUUCCACAUGGUUGCUACUGCUGCUGCUAUAGAUGAUCGUCCUAGCUGUUUCCGCUACCCGAGAGGUAAUGGUGUUGGUGUUCAGUUGCCACCAGAAAACAAGGGCAUUCCUCUUGAGGUUGGAAAAGGCAGGAUAUUGAUUGAAGGGGAGAGGGUGGCACUCUUAGGCUAUGGUACCGCAGUCCAGAGCUGUUUAGCUGCUGCCUCUUUAGUGGAACGCCACGGUAUUCAUCUGACAGUUGCAGAUGCCAGGUUCUGCAAGCCAUUGGACAAUGCCCUUAUUCGUAGCCUUGCAAAAUCACACGAGGUUUUGAUUACAGUGGAAGAAGGAUCAAUCGGGGGCUUCGGGUCUCAUGUUGCUCAUUUUCUGGCCCUGGAUGGUCUUCUUGAUGGCAAACUAAAGUGGCGACCGGUUGUUCUUCCUGAUAGGUACAUUGACCAUGGAUCGCCAGCUGAUCAGCUGGUAGAAGCUGGUCUCACACCAUCUCACAUUGCAGCAACAGUAUUCAAUAUACUCGGACAAAGAAGAAACUCUCUGGAGAUUAUGUCAUCAUAAAGAAGAAGGAGACACCAGUUUUGCAUUCUUACAACAACGUACAAAUAGAAGGACUGUAAGAUUUAUGUGUAACCUUCAAAUCACUGUAGACAAUGCAGUGUCAGUUUUAGGACAACAACAGCAUGUAUAAACAGCACCAUCUUUGCUUACGAGUCAUAAACAUUCCAGCCUGAGCUAUUUCAGAUGAAUGCAAAGCCGUUGAAGCUUUUGGCACUGAUAAAAUUGAAACCUGAUAGCUCUUACGGCAUGUUUGGCAUGGAGCCAUGGAAUGUAAUAAAAUGUGUGAUGUAAUGAUAUGGUGUCGUGUAAAAGUAACAAAAUAUGUUAUGAAAUGAAAAGUGGACAGGCUCAUUAUAAAUCUUCA